AUGCGGCUCCCUGGGCCCUCGAUGCCCUCACAACGCCAAAGUCAGACGGCAGCUGGCAUUGCCCUCGUCGUCUUGGCCUUCUUCACAGCCUUUGCUAUGACCCAGGCCGUUCGACCAAUCCAGGACGAGCCCACCCUGACCAAGAGGAACACCAACGUCGAAGCCAGGCAGUUUCUUCCGUGGAUCUUUGGUGGCGGUCAAACUACCACCGCUGCCAAUCCUGCUCAACCCGUCAUCACCACUCCCCUUCCUGCGGCUGCACCAGUCACUCCCAGUGACCAGCAACAGCAAGGUCCUCUUGGUGGUGUUAUUCCCCAAGUUGGCCAUGUCAUUCCCAGUUUACUCGCUUCUUUGACUUCAGCACUUGCGGCCGUGAUAACUCCAGUUCCAUCCAUCCUCAACCCCAACCCCGGAAAUGUCGUACCAGUUCUCACCAAUUUUGAGCCCGCGGUGGUUGAAUCCAUACUCCAAACCGUUAUUCCGACAGCCAUCCCGAAUAUCGAAGGAUCCAAUGGUGGAUUACUGGAUCCGGUCCAGAGUGUUAUCAACAGCAUCGUCGGUGUUGGUGGCUCUGUUCUACCCCUGCCUGCCGGGUCUGGACUAUCCGUGCCUCUUCCGACACAAGUCGUUGGCGGAAUUCCGGUUUCUGAAGUUACUGCGGCCAUUGGCAACGGCGCCUCUAUCAUCACCAACAUCCCAGAAGUACUUGUCAGCGUUGUCUCCUCCAUCGUUGACCACGUUCCUUCGGCGAUUGGCGCAUCUGACAUCGCCGGUGCCACCGCAGCCAUCCCAGGUCUCUCGUCUUUAGUUGCAGCCAUUCCCACUGGACUCAGCGACUCCAUCAUCUCAAGCAUCGAAAAUAUGAUACAUUCCGCUUCAGUUGUUGUACCGCUUCCAACAACAGCUCCCCAGCUCCCCGGCGACUUGCUAACCGACGGUGGUCUUUGCACUGUCGUCAAGAUUGAGAGUGGGAUUCCCACUUUCCUCGCAACCCCUUGCCCCGAGGGCGUUCCUCCUCCAUUCACACAGGCGGCGUCUUCGUCUGACGUCCCAGCUUCAAAUUCUGGAGCCGGCCCGGUCAGCCCUCCUGUAUCCUCUCAAGCUCUCUCUUCCACACCUGCGGCGGCUCCGGCAGCUGAACCUCCGCAGUCCCCCUCAGCAGCCUCCCCUCCAGCUGGUGGCGCGAAUGCUACUCCUCCUGCCAACAAUCCUUCGACGCAAGCUGGAGCCGGGAGCCCUGGCAACAAUGGCCAACCACACAACACUGCUCCAGCAGGUCAGGCUCAACCACCUGUGCAAUCUCCAAGCCCUACAAAUCCCUCGCCAGCCAACCCCCCACCUGCUGCCACUCAAGCACCCAAUCAGGCAACUAGCGGUGCAGGAAGUCCGUCGCCGGCAUCAGCUCCCGCAGCCAGCCCCCUGACAACGUUGACCAUCGCUGCCGGAACACCUGCCUCGAAUCCAACCGGCGUGUCAGCCAACGGCGGAAACAGCCAGAGCCCCUCUCCGACCUCACAAACAGGCGGCUCGAUCUUCGGAGUUGACGAAGGACAAGACCCUUCCUCUGGGAACAACAUCCCACCAGGCACACCAGUCAUUCCCAUUUCCGAUUGCCCCGCCGUUGUCCAGUGUCCUGCAUGCCCGGCUUCUCCUGCAAAGCCUCCUGCCGGCUCAUGUCCAUGCCCUGGUCGAGGCUACUCUUGCUCCGAGUGUCUCAAUGGAUGGUUCUGUCCCCCGGAGGAAACACCAAUGCUGCCGGCGCCCUGCGGGAUGGGAUGGCCUUGCUAUCACUGCAAAGGUGGCUGGUACUGUGCUCCCGAAAGCAACAACAUGGCGCCCGCUGGGGCAAAUGAUCCUCCCGUCGUUGUCAUCAAAACCGUGACAGCUUUUGUUGCUGCCCAACCCACUGGAGCUGGCAACGGCGGCACUGGAGAUGGUGGCAACAACAAUGGUUCUGGCGGCGGUGGUAAUGGCAACGGAGGCAACGGCAAUGGAACACCUGGCAACGGAACGCCUGGCAAUGGCGACUCUGGCAGCGGAAACUCUGGCAAUGGCGACUCUGGCAAUGGUGGCUCUCCGGCUGUAUCUACUACGCCUUGUACAACAGCGAACAAUGGUCAGUAUACUGGUCCUCCAGGAAAUGGUGCUGGCUCAGCCCCCAAUCCAAGCCCGGACAACUCUGGCAAUGGCAAUGGCAACGGCAACGGAAACAACGAUCCUGGCAACGGAGCUGCUCCAGGAGCCGGCGAUCCUGGAAACGCCGCAUCAACGCCUUGCACAACCACUGGCGGCCAACCCACGAGUCCAUCUGGACCCAACGGUAGCUCUGGAAAUGUUUCUGGUAGCGGCGGUCCUGCCAACGUUCCCGAACCACCGGCUGUGUCUCCUGCCCCACCUCCCUCUAAUACCAACCCUACAGCCAACCCUGGACACCCUCCCAGUCCCGUCUCACCGGCACCUAAUGGCAAUCCAGAUCCUGGUUCCGGGAAUGGACAAGGCAACCCCGGUGCCGGCAAUCCUCCAGCUGGCUACGGUAAUUCUCCCACGGGCCCUGCCAAUGGCAACCCCAACAACGGGCCUGGAUCAAACAAUGGCUCUGGGAGCGGCUCGGGUAACGGCUCAGGCUCAGGUGCACCAAGCGGCGACGGAGCCCCUGGCAACACCGGACCUUCAAGUCCGGCACCUGGAAGCAAUGCAGGUGCAGGUUCUGGUAACGGGUCUCCGAGCAACAACGGACCUGAAGCCGCUCCUGACGUCACUGGCUGGGAGUACCUUGGAUGCUUCAAGGACUCUGCCGUUCGAACACUCGACGGCGACCCGUCCAUAUACUUCACAGGAGGCAUGUCAAAUGAGAAGUGUAUUGCACACUGUGGCUCGAUGGGAUUCCAGCUUGCCGGCACGGAGUACGGCAAGGAGUGCUGGUGUGGCACUGCGUUCCAGCUGGCCGUACGCAUCCCGGAAGAGCAGUGCAACGAAGUCUGCGAUGGCAAGUCAACCGAUAUCUGUGGAGGUGACUGGGCUGUCACCGUUUACAGCAGAACCGGCCAGGCUAUGAGCUUGCCGUCUGAUGACGAUGUUGCCAAUGGCACCGGCGCUGGCAACAGUAACGGCAAUGGCAACGUCAAUGGCAACGGCGACGGCAAUGGUGGAUCUGGCGCGGGAAACAAUGGAGGUACCGGGAAUCCACCAUCGGCCCCUCAAAAUCCAGCACCGGCACCUCCGGCGGCACCUCCUGCGGCACCUCCUGCGGGUCCUCCUACAGGACCUCCUGCCGCACCGCCGGCAUCACCCCCUCAGACACCAGGUCAAGGUCAGUCCUCGCCACCUCCGGCAGGAAAUCCCCAAGACAGCAGCACUCCUCCGGCGUCUCCGAACCCUGCACCGCAGCCUCAGAUCGACAUUGCUUCUCUCAUACAGAGCAUCAUCAAUGCGCUACCCAAGAGUAGCCCUGAUGGCGCGUACGGCAGCGGUCUGGGAGCAAGGGACUCUGGGGCGUCUGGCAACAAUGGACCUGCGACUCCAGCCGACUCUAGUGUUCCCAAUGGUGGUGCAGGAGGUUCGCCAAUGAUGGGACCAGGCCCUUUCAACCCUCCGGAAGGACUCGACCGCUAUGGUGUCGAAAAGAGAGAGGUGGCAAGCCGGAACAUGAAGCGCAGCAGCAUCAUAGGGCGGCGAGCGGCCGCGAAGUUUGACGGUGUUAUCUGCGAUGGAGAAGAUGAGUAUGAAGGCGAUUGUUUGGCGAAGGCGCAAGUUUAGAAGGAAAGGGGUCCAUGUUAUCACGACGUUACCAUGAUGUAUGACUUAUGAUCAUGGAUGCUGGGCUCUCGUCUCAGCACUUGCGGUUACUCGAGGUUUUUUUCUUUCUGUUCUUUUUGGAGAGGCGGGCUACUACGUAUGAAUAUUGCCUGAGCUCAGAUAAUGUAAUGGAACAUGGCUUUGAAGGUUCAAACUUUGCAAUUUCUGUGUGGUCGAUGGACAAGCCUGCUCACUUUGAUAUCUGCGAUUAUGCGAUGUCCAGUGAGGAGGAAGUGUUGGUAGAGUAUAGGGCCACUUUCUUGGCCAAGAGGCAGACCAGGGUGCUCAGCUAGCUCUUAUGCGCUAACACUAAACACCGCAGCUCGAUUGCGGCGUCUUUCGGGGCUGAGAGCCUCAGCUGAGAUUUCAUGAGGC
This is a messenger RNA of Colletotrichum phormii, 4170 nucleotides long. RefSeq lists its product as uncharacterized. The record is from RefSeq and is a predicted model, not a curated record. Lineage: Eukaryota; Fungi; Ascomycota; Sordariomycetes; Glomerellales; Glomerellaceae. The coding region runs from base 1 to 3756 and encodes 1251 amino acids. The transcript has 2 exons.